CCGCUUAUGCAACUCGCCAAAACGUGGUCGAUCUGUCAGAACUAUAUAACGACAAACAUGGCUUUUGCGGAAAGUGACACACUAGAAUCAAUCGGAAGAGUACUUCAAGACAAAUCAAAACCUUUAAAGGAUCGGUUUAGAGCCCUGUUCACGCUGAAAAAUCUCGGAGGAAAAGAUGCUAUAGAUUCAAUCGCAGCCUGCUUUGACGAUGAAUCGGCGCUAUUGAAACACGAGCUUGCUUACUGUUUAGGGCAGAUGCAGGAUACGUAUGCCCUGCCUACUCUCACAGGUGUCUUACAGGACACACGACAGGAGGCUAUGGUUAGACAUGAAGCAGGAGAAGCACUUGGGGCCAUUGGCUGUUCAGAAUGCAUUGAAGUUUUACAACAAUAUGCAAAAGAUCCAGUAAUAGAGGUGGCAGAAACCUGUCAGCUUGCACUGGAAAGGUUAGAAUGGUUGAACAGUGAGAGAAGUAAGACAGAGAAAUUGUCGACCAAUCCAUAUUCAUCAGUAGAUCCAGCCCCUCCUAGUGUUUCCGAAGACGUCAACAGCUUGAGAGAUGCCCUUCUCGAUGAAUCAUUGUCCUUAUUCAAAAGAUACCGGGCCAUGUUUUCUCUCCGAAACAAUGGCAGUGAUGAGGCAGUCAUCGCCCUGGCUGAAGGUUUAAAGUGCAAAAGUGCAUUGUUCCGACAUGAGAUAGCAUAUGUGCUUGGUCAGAUGCAGAACAAAGUUUGUGUCAAACAGCUGUCAGAAAAUCUGAAGGAUAAGGGUGAGAGUUCCAUGGUGCGACAUGAGUGUGCGGAGGCUCUGGGCUCCAUUGCUACCGAGGACUGUACGCAGAUUCUGGCUGAAUAUUUAAAGGACUCGGAGAGAGUGGUCAAGGAGAGUUGUAUAGUGGCUCUGGACAUGAGUGAAUAUGAAAACAGUGGUCAGUUUCAGUACGCUGACUCGCUAGUCAAAGCCCAGAGUGUUGGGACAGAAGUGAAUUGAGGAAAAUUAAACAUUUCAAAAUGAUACAAAUGUAUUUUUAGUCUCUUGUGAUAAGUUCAUUAUGUUAAUGGACUACAUUACAUUAAAACUUAUACAGAAGUUAAAUAUGUCUCACUGAUGCAUAAGUUAAAAACUUAACUUAACUGUACUCAAAGUGUGGGAGGUAUUUGAUUAAUAUCAUACCCCAACCCAAGUAAGGAUGACAAAAUAUUUAGUUUGUGAAAAACUGUUUGCCCAUCUUGUAAUUUGAUAAUUUUCUGAAUAAUAAUAAUAG
Messenger RNA from Mizuhopecten yessoensis (Yesso scallop), 1264 nucleotides. Its product is annotated as deoxyhypusine hydroxylase-like. The transcript has 4 exons. Gene Ontology annotation, molecular function: deoxyhypusine monooxygenase activity. The record is from RefSeq and is a predicted model, not a curated record. The coding region runs from base 7 to 990 and encodes 327 amino acids. Gene Ontology annotation, biological process: peptidyl-hypusine biosynthetic process. Lineage: Eukaryota; Metazoa; Mollusca; Bivalvia; Pectinida; Pectinidae.